Molecule: messenger RNA, 336 nt
Organism: Phycomyces blakesleeanus NRRL 1555(-)
Lineage: Eukaryota; Fungi; Mucoromycota; Mucoromycetes; Mucorales; Phycomycetaceae
Exons: 2
Coding region: 1-336 (111 amino acids)
Source: RefSeq, a predicted model, not a curated record
AUGAAGUUGUCAAAGGAUGUCAGAGCUGUUCAUGUGGCCUUUUCCCUUCCACUAAAUCCUCCUGUCUGUGAACUCCUGACCACAUCUGAAAACCAUAUUAUCCCCCCUUUCAAGAAACGUAAGAUACCCACAAGAAAUAAAGAUAUCCCUUUGUCUAUUUAUGUUGACGAUGGCCGUGAACUUGAUGGUGGAGCUAUUACAAGAGAAACUUUAUCUGUCAAAUUGUUUGUGGGAAAACACUUUGAGCUGACAAGUUUUCAUGUUCUUUCAAUAUCAACAUAUCCUAUAAUUCUUGGCACAAAUUGGCGUGCCCGGGAUGAUGGUUUUCUAUUAUAG